Molecule: messenger RNA, 1323 nt
Organism: Mesorhabditis spiculigera
Lineage: Eukaryota; Metazoa; Nematoda; Chromadorea; Rhabditida; Rhabditidae
Source: the annotation of a GenBank genome assembly
AUGAGGAGAGACAACGCACAAAAUAACCAUGAAUUCCGCGGGUUGCAGCGGCUUUUUAUCCCACCAUAUUUAAUUGUGUUGCUCGCGGAGAGUUUACAAGCCCCAUUCCUCUACGUCCUCUACCACAGCUACCGGUUUAUCCCGUCGCAAAUUGCCGCCCUGCACUCGACUGGACUUUUUGCUUGCAUGAUCGUCUCCUCACUCUCUAACCGUUUGAUACGAAAGUAUGGGACGAGAAGCUUGUGUCUGCUCUGUACAUCUACAGCCGGAGUCGCCUGUUUGCUGAAAUUUUCGAGCUCCUUCCUCCUGCUCUUUGUCAGUCGUCUCCUCGACGGCAUUUCCGCUGCUCUAGUCACGGCCGCUUUUCAGGAAUGGUACGCUGAGCGUCACAUCACCCGUAUGGACUUCCCACCCGAGUGGAUCGAGGCCACGUUCGCAAAAGUGGCAUCUGGGGCCGCACUCGGGGCAGUGUUGGCCGGAUGGAUUGCACAGAUGGUCGAGGGAUCCACUGGCGUCAUCGGGAUGCCAUUUGCCUUUUCGGCACUUCUGAUGGUAGCAGCCGGAUUCCUGAUCGGCUCGCGUUGGGAUGGGGGUAAGCCGGCUGCUGUGGACGCGCCGGCUACUCUGUCCUUUGGAAAGGAACUCUCGAUUCUCCUCCGCCAACCGGUGGCCCUCGUACUGUCCGUGAUCACCGUUUUCUGCGAGUCGGCCCUGCAAAUCUUCAUCUUUGCCUGGUCGCCAAUUUUGCUCAAGUCAAAGGCGAUCGAGGGCGAAAAUUUGGGUUUUGGCGCCGCCUAUGCGUGCCUGAUGGCUUUUGCCUUGGUGGGAGCCCUGUUUUUCCAUUCGCCACCGGCGAGGGGGAUUCCAGCAUCGAGGACACUGGCUGGAGCACUAAUGGGAAGCGUUUUGGCCCUAUUCCUCACCUACAAACACCUGCCCGAGUCGUCGUUGCACUGGAAGACGGCCAACUUCCAGUGGCUCCUCUUGACGUUCUGCGCUUUUGAGGCUACGGUGGGGCUGUUGAGCCCGGCGUUGGCAAAGUUAAAGGCCGAAUUGACUCCUUCUCUCGGUCGUGGCUCCCUAACAAACAUCCCGGUUACCGUGAUCGCCUCAGCGGCCAUUAUCCUCCUCCACCCGAUGGGCGAUGCGCAACGCAGUCUUGUGAUCACGGCGUUGUGUCUUCUCAUAAUGGCCACCUUCCUUGCUAUCCUGCUGGACCUCGUCUUGGCGUCCCGAGGCGGGGAUACGCAACGGCCACUGUCCUUGUCGCAGCCCCGCCCGGUCGCCUCUCACCCCACCGUACACCAGACGCCCAGCCAGGGU